UUCAGUCUUCAUUCCUCAUCAGUCAAACAAUUCAAAAACAAAAGAACAUGAAAUCUUGUUGAAGAACAGAACAAUUGCCAAAAUAAAAAUGUCAAAUUUCUCAACAAUCACUCACCAACAACUAUCCGAGUUAUCUCAACCAAUACAAGAACUUCUUUCAACAACACCUUACAAUCCUCCAGAAUCCAGCGAUGUUUCAAUCAAAUCUCUCCUCCAAUCCCUUCUCCCAUCUAAAACCCCCAAUUCCAGCAACAUUCUCCCUCAAAUUAGGGAUUUCUCUCUCUGUUGCGCAUUGCUGUCCUCUUCAAACCCUUCAACUUCACCUCUUCUAAACUGGAUUCCUCAACAUCUCUCUACAGCCGCGGAGUCGGCUUUUCGAGGUCUUUCCAAAGCCGUUUAUGGAGGUUCUGAUGCCGGUUUGAGUUCGGAGAAGAGAUUGGUUGUUGAAUUGAUCCCUGAGGUUCUCCCUUUGAUUAAGAAUGCGAUCAAGGAGAGCUCCGUUGGUAGUGACGAGAUUUCCGCUGCUUCUUCUAGGGUUCCACUUGCGUACGCCGUUGUUGCUGCUUAUCAGCUUAGGUGGUUUGUUUCACAGGUUGAGUAUCCACAUUUAGGGGAAUUAUGUGGUUUGAUAAUUCCAUGCGGGCUGACAGCUCUUGAUCACUGGUCUUCUGAAGUGAAAGGGCAGGGAAUGAUCACAUUUGUACAUAUAGCAAAAAAUAUUAAAACUGCUGAGCUCGGUGGAUAUGGAGAUGUGAUUCUCGAUGCUUGUUGUCAAAAUAUUGUUUCUGAUGAUGAGAUAUGGCAUCUUGCUGUGGAGAUGUCAGUACGUCUUGUAACUUGUUUGCAGAAAAAUAAUCCUCGUAGCCCCUGGUUUGAUAGGCUUUUAAAUGAGAUGAUAGGUCAUUUGGAGCGCCAACCUAGGGACAAAAGGCGUCGUAUUGCUUGGCUGAAACUUGUUGAACCUCUGUUCUGCUGUGUUGGUCUUGUUUUGCUAGCUCACUUCAAACGUUUGUUUCCCCUUUACUUCCAAUGGAUACACGCUGAUGAUGAUGAAACCGUUUUGUUGGUUCUUGAAAGUAUCCGUAUAACUGUGAAGUUAACAUGGAUAAGGAGAAGUCCAUUCACUGUUAGGUUAGUGGAUGAAUUGGUCAUUCUAUACAAGGAGGCUGCUUUGAAAACUGCUCGGGAGGAGAUACGAAUAUGUAUCUGUCAGAUAUUAAUCCUGCUUCAGCAAUGCAAAGGGCGGCAAUUUGAAGAGACUUGGGAAAAACACAAGGAUGACCCAAAUUUGGGGACUCUUGUUCAGUCCAUUGCAACAAAUGCCACCCCAGUCGUUUUGUGAACAUGAUUUUGCCUAUCAGCUGCAUGAAGUGUUGAUCAGAAAACAAUGUACUCUGUAAUACAGAGGCUCACUUGGCAUAUAAGGCUUCUAACAUUGGGUUCCUUGGAGAGGUUGGCAUAUGAGUCACCCGGGCUUUGCAAUAUGAAGAGGCUUCUUUAGAUCAAAUAGGAGACUUCGUUCAGGAUAUGCUUAUACCGAGUCUCACACUUCUGUAUCAUCUUCAUAGAUGAUUAGAAUUUAGAAUUACUAAUUACGGAGUACUUGGUAAAUUUUGUAGGAGACAUGUUCAUUGGCUUUAGCUGCUUACUGCCCUCAACUUUUAAGUUUGCUACAAUUCCGCACAACAAUAUAAUUUGUAUAGUGGUGUCAAGCGGUCCACUGCGGUUUAUUUAUAAACUGCCCCUCUUAAUCACUUCAACCCA
Molecule: messenger RNA, 1764 nt
Organism: Spinacia oleracea (spinach)
Lineage: Eukaryota; Viridiplantae; Streptophyta; Magnoliopsida; Caryophyllales; Amaranthaceae
Exons: 9
Coding region: 89-1342 (417 amino acids)
Source: RefSeq, a predicted model, not a curated record